Electrophorus electricus (electric eel) is the source of this 2345-nucleotide messenger RNA. It is a transcript of the gene tob1b, whose product is annotated as transducer of ERBB2, 1b. Lineage: Eukaryota; Metazoa; Chordata; Actinopteri; Gymnotiformes; Gymnotidae. Gene Ontology annotation, biological process: regulation of gene expression. The record is from RefSeq and is a predicted model, not a curated record. Gene Ontology annotation, molecular function: transcription corepressor activity. Gene Ontology annotation, cellular component: nucleus; cytoplasm.
GCAGAGUUGCGAAAACUCCCGGGCAGUGGGAGGCGGGUUGCCUGCUAAGAUACAAACUAUCCCACAAUAGAAAGUAAACAAGGCGAAAAUACUACACUGACACGAUCGCAACUGGAAUAAUAAUAAUAAUCAUCAUCAUCAACAUCAUCAUCUAAAUAUCGAGCUGUUGGGUAAAAACUGUUGCGGAAGACAGACAGUCGUCGAGCUUCUCCGGGAAUCUAACGUUAGAAAGCGGAGUCGAGCUCCUAAAUGAUAAAGAAGAGUUUCCUGUGGAACGACAAAUAUUUUCCCAGCAAGCAGCAGCUCUGUUUGUCCAAACUGAUCUCUACUGCCUAGGAGGUUUUUGCAAUACUCUGCUAAAGCAACUCCCAACAGCAUACUUGCAACUGUGAAGCAGCUAUGCAGCUUGAAAUCCAAGUAGCACUCAACUUCAUUAUAUCUUAUCUGUACAACAAACUCCCUCGACGUCGGGUAAACAUUUUUGGUGAGGAGCUUGAAAGGCAGUUGAAGAAGAAAUAUGAGGGACACUGGUACCCUGACAAGCCAUACAAAGGGUCUGGGUUUAGGUGUAUACAUGUCGGAGAGAAGGUGGAUCCAGUAUUUGAAGAAGCAGCCAAAGAGAGUGGGCUGGACAUUGAAGAUGUCCGGAAUAACUUGCCUCAGGAUCUCAGUGUCUGGAUCGACCCCUUUGAGGUGUCCUACCAGAUUGGGGAGAAGGGACCUGUCAAGGUGCUGUACGUGGAUGAUAACGGUGAGAAUGGGUCAGAGUUGGACAAGGAGAUCAGAAACAGUUUUAACCCAGACGCUCAGGUCUUCAUGCCAAUCAGUGACCCUGUGGGAGUCUCUUCUGAAUCGAGCUCUCCGUCGCCUCCUUUCAGCCAGUCUGCUGCUGUCAGCCCAUCGUUCAUGCCACGCUCCACUCAGCCUUUAACCUUCACCACAGCCACUUUUGCUGCCACCAAGUUCGGCUCCACCAAGAUGAAGAAUAGCAGCCGCAGCAGCAGCAAGGUGGCGCGCACGUCUCCCACCAGCCUGGGCCUGAAUGUGAACAACCUACUGAAGCAGAAAGCCAUCUCCACUUCCAUGCAUUCUCUCUAUGGCCUUGGCCUUGGAGGGCAGCAGCAGAAGGCCUCGGCGCUCUCCCCUAAUGCCAAGGAGUUUGUUUUCCCCAACUUCCAGGGCCAGGGCAGCUCCACUGCGAUGUUCAACAGCGAGAAUCCCCUCAGUCUCAGCCCUCUGCAGUACAACAAUGCCUUUGACAUGUUUGCAGCCUAUGGGAGCCUGAAUGACAAGUCUCUCAUGGAUGGUCUAAACUUCAGUCUGAGUAACAUGCAGUAUUCCAACCAGCAAUUCCAGCCAGUCAUGGCUAACUAAUAAAUACAGAUUUAUUUAUAAAUUAUUGUUGGCAAAAGGAGAAAAGGAAGAAUAACAAAGAACAACGCACACUAGCAAAGGACAUAGAAAAAAAAAAACUGUGAACAUGGAAACAAAGAAAUCCCUGUUAGUCACUGAAGAGUGCAUGUGCCCGAGGGUGUCGUCUUUCUGUGCCCCCUUGAGUUUGUUUUUACUCAAAGCUUGUUGUACAAAUGUGUCCAAGCUUGGUUACUUCAAGUCAAUGUCAUUGUUUUCUUUUCCUGUUUUUGCCAACAAAGCACAAAAUAAUUUUUUACUGUUUUAAAGAAAAAAAACCUGAAAUAUUAAAAAAUACAUGUCAAGUUCUGGCCUCUUACAGUAUUUUAAAGUUGGUUAAGACUUGGCUAAUUUUUAAGCAAUUGGCACUAAUGAAUAUAUAUCUGGGGUUACUUGGUCUUUUUUCUAAUUGUAUAAUUUAAUUAAGUACAGAGUUUGUAAAGUAUCAGAGUAUAUAUUGUUUCUACGACACGGUAUUGCAUUUAUAUCUUUUUACUACUACAGUGAUCUGUGAUGGCUGCAGCAGCUUUAUGUUAUAUAUUGUUUUUUAAUAAAAUUGUUGAGGAAACCCAUCUUUAAAAUAGAUCAAAUAUUCUAAAGAUUGUGUACAGGAUAUUCUUUAGUGUUGGAAAUUCAGUGUAGAAAUAUUUGCUUUUUUGAAACAAGAGUUGUAUUUUCUGUUUAAAAAGUUAGAUUUUUGCUAUAUUAUGGACAAUGUAAUCCUAUACAUUAAUUUUGUACCAACAUUGUGCAAUACUUGAUAAAAUACGGUAUAACAAAGUAUUUUGAGUCAGUGUCUUACAUGUCAAGAGGGACUGAAAUAGUUUAUAUUAAGUUUGUAUUAAAAUGCUUAAAAAUAUAUGCUUGUCUUUAUUUUUUUUUAUUUCAUAUUUGCACCCUUGCCUUUUUCAAUAAAAGCAAAUUUAGUCAAGAAA